AUGAAAGGCUAUGAUAAGGGGUACCGCGUAGCUCCAGCUAUGAAAAACCGUUCUCGCCGGAGAACCCACCACCUCGCCACGCCGCGCCAGCCGCUGUCGUCGCCCUACAAUGGCAACCGCCACCACGAUGGUCAGAUCCGGGCACUAGUGCCUGAAUCCCACACGCUUUGUCCCUUGGUCAGCCGCGCUCGUCCUGCCGUCGCGUUGUCACGUAGGCCUUCAUCAGAUCCGCAAACCGGUCAACAACCAUCGGCCAAUUCCCUCCCUCAGGGCCGACGCGAGCCGCUCCGUGACGGCCGCCGAACGCCUGACUUCGUCACACUACCCAUCCUGCCAGAUCCGAAGCUGAUCCGCAGGACACGCACCACCGUGCACACCUGCGACCAGCCGGAGAUGAUCCUGGCCUCCGCCUUCCCCAGAGCGAUGCGAACUUUGCUAGAGGGCGCCUCAGGCGUCGGCAAGGGGAGGAAGACAAACUCUUCUUGUACCACCUCAUCAAAUGAGCUGAUCCAGUUUGAUCCACCCGAGCUAAGCUUCCCUUGCCCCCCGAACAAGGCUUCACUCUGCUCGGUUAAUAUAGUCAACAUUACAGAUUACUACAUUGGUUUCAAUAUUUGCCGUUUGAAGGAGUUGUCUGGGUGCUACGAGACAGAGACACGUCGAGGGAUUCUGGCACCACGGUCCACUCAAAGAAUGCUUGUAAAAUGGGUACCCAAUGAAGAGGACAUUAAGUGCAAAAAAAGCAUACUUUUGUGGAACAUGAUUGUGGCUCAAGGUGUCGAAUCCUGCAGCUUGAAGGGUCACUGCAGUGCUAAAGACAACAAGGAGUUGCCCUUCAUUUUUAACAAUAAUAACAUAAGUAGCCCUGCAGGUACCUCAACCUCAGGAGACGAGGUGAUCCGAUUGGACCAUCCUGCACGGCUCGUCUUUCCGCGAAACCACACAGGCUUGUCCUCAAUUAACAUUGUCAACCUCACCGAUUACUAUGUUGGUUUUCAUCUGUUUAUUAUGCCUGGAAGAGAUGAGGCCGUGACCUACCAUCUGGUUACUGAAGUAGGAAUUUUAGCACCACGGUCUGAUCAAAGACUCGUCGUAGCAAGGCUAAUAAAUGAAAAGGAAACACAAGAUACACAGUACAACGACGACAAGCUCUUUAUAUGGAAUGCCAUUGUCAGUGAAGGCGUCAAAGUCAGCGACCUCGAUUUCCAAGGAACGACGACAAGCUCUUUAUAUGGAAUGCCAUUGUCUCUGGAGAUAGAGCUGAGCAUGGAGUUGCCCUUAAUUCUUACUAAGACAAGCUCAACCGAGUUGGUUCAGUUUGAUCCUCCCGAGCUCAGCUUUCCCCUGUUGCCAAACCAGAUAGUGUUGUCGUCAACUAACAUAGUCAAUAUUACAGAUCAGUACAUCGGUUUCGGUGUAUGCACCAAGGAAAGCAAUUCAGCAUGGUACAACGCAAAUCCGUCGCAAGGAAUUUUGCCACCACUGUCCACACAAGUAAUCCUGGUAAAGAGGAUAGCAAAGGGAAAGGAACCAGAAGACACUGAGUGCAAAGGCAAGUUUUUGGUGUGGAGCGGCAUUGUAACUGAAGAUCCGAAAGCCAGAGAUAUUGAUAACAUGUCCGAGACAAAGUGUACCAAGUUGCCCAUUGUUCUUACACAGACAAGUUCAUCUAUCUCAGAGGAGUUGAUCCAGUUUGAUCCACCAGAACUUCACUUUCCCACUUUGCCAAAAAAGAAGGUGUUGUCCUCAAUUAAGAUAGUGAACCUUACAGAUUACAAUGUUGGUUUCAAGACAUACAGCAGGCCAACAAAUAGGGCAUGGUACCACACAGAGCCACCGGGAGGAAUCCUGCCACCACGAUCCACACAAAAACUUAUGGUAACAAGAGAAGAAAAGAAAGAUGCAUUAAAAUAUAAGCAGUUCAAUGAAAAGUACUUUGUGUGGACUGGCAUUUUAUCUGAAGGUGUCAAAGACAGCGAACCUAGUGAUUACACGGAUGAACAAGAGAGCAAAGAGGUGCCCAUUGUUCUCGACAAGAUAAGCUCAUUAACCUCAGAUGAGCUGAUCCAGUUGGAUCCCGCGGAGCUCUGCAUACCCCACUUGCCAAACAAGCAAAUUAAGUUCAUAGUAAAUGUAGGCAACACUACAUAUUUCUACGUUGCUUUCAAUGUAUAUGUCAUCAGCAGGAAUGCAACGCGGGACAAGGAAUCAAUAUCGAAAGGAAUCCUGGAACCACGAUCCACUAAUAGACAAAUGCUACAUUGGACAAUUGAUGAGACGGAUGAUAUCUUUGUGUGGAGCCGUGUUGUGACUGAAGGUGUCGAAAGCAUAGACAUCACCGGUUACAUGGUUGAGGAAGAGAGUAAGAAACUGCCCUUUAUUAUUGUUAAUAAGGCAAGCCCGACAUGUAGCUCAAAGGAGCUGAUCCAGUUUGACCCGCUUGAGCUCAGCCUCCCCUUGAUGCCAAACAAGCCCUUGGUUUUUUCAGUUAAUGUAGUCAACAGUACAGACUACUAUGUUGGUUUUCGUACACAUAACCUAGAAACAAAUGUGGCCCUGUACUACCCAUAUCGUUGCGGUGCAGUUAUGCCACCAGGGUCCACUCAAAGGCUCGUUGUAAAAAGGGUACCAAAGAAAAAGGAAGACAUGCAAUGCCAAGACGAUAAGUUCCUUGUAUGGAGUUGCUUAGUGAGUGAAGGUACCAAAGCCAUCGACCUUUAUGACUGGCCCAAAUACGAAGGGGGUAAGGAGUUGCCAAUUGUUUAUACUAACAUGACAAGCAGCUUAUGCAACUCAGAUGAGUUGAUUCAGUUUGAUCCUCCACAUCUCCAGUUCACAUUCCUUUCCAACAUGAGGGCGUCCAUGUUGCGCUUGCUUAAAAUAGUCAAUGUUACAGAUCACACUGUCGGUUUCAAUACAUUGUCUCGUAAAGAAAAUUCCGCGUCGUACAGAAUAGAACCGCAUGCAGGGAUCCUGUCACCACAGUCCACCAAAGUAAUCAAGGUAAGAAGGACCCUAAAGGAAUAUGAAACGGAAGACAUGCAAUGCACAGACAAGCUUUUUGUGUGGAAUGGAAUUGUGACUCAAGGUGUCAACGUUAGCGAUGUCCAAUUUCUCGGGGGGGAUGAAGAUAAAGAGUUGCCCAUUGUUCUAACAAAGCAUGGAGAAAGCAGUUCAAGGUAG
This is a messenger RNA of Triticum turgidum subsp. durum (durum wheat), 3183 nucleotides long. The record is from the annotation of a GenBank genome assembly. Lineage: Eukaryota; Viridiplantae; Streptophyta; Magnoliopsida; Poales; Poaceae.